This is a messenger RNA of Rotaria sp. Silwood2, 1086 nucleotides long. The record is from the annotation of a GenBank genome assembly. NCBI's taxonomy places the organism in Eukaryota, Metazoa, Rotifera, Eurotatoria, Philodinida, Philodinidae.
AUGACAUCGACGAAAAUGAAAAUGAAGCAAACCUGUGCAAAAUGUAGUAAUAGUGGGAGUUCUGCUAUGUGUCAUGGUUGUCAACAAUCAUUUUGUACUAAACAUUUUAUUGAACAUCGACAAGAACUUUCUCAACAAAUGAAUGAUAUUGGUCAAGAACAUAAUCUCUUACGACAAGAUCUAAAUUGUGAAAAAAAUAUAGAUUCUUCAUUAGAAUAUAUUGAUAAAUGGGAACAAGAAUCAAUUAAAACUAUUCAAACAUGUGCUCAGAAUGCUCGAGUUGCUCUCCAACAAUUACAUAAUCAAACAAACAAUGAAUUGAAGAUGUUUUUUGGUAAAUUAACUCAACAGGUUCAAGAUUGUCAACAAUCAGAUAAUUACACAGAAAUUAAUAUUAAAAAUUGGAUUAAACAAUUAAAAGAACUUCGUCAAAUAAUUGAAAAACCAUCGUUUGUUAACAUUGAUUAUGAUAAUAGCAUAACAUCACCUAUCAAAUUGAUUAAAGUAACUGGUGUACAACAUUCACUGUUAUCUUUUUCUCAAGGAAAACAAUUGAAUGAAAAUAAUAAUGAUACUGAGAAUCGAUUUGUUGGAUGGUCUUCUAAUGAGAAAUUCAACGAGAAUUUUGGAAAUAUUACAUUGUCUACAGAUGGUCUCGCUGCAUGGUGUUCACGAACCACGACUGGCGGAUCAUACAUCAGUGGUAUUGGUCGUUAUUCAUCUAGAAUACAUUUUAUUCGUUUUCGAAUUGUGCAUAGAGACAGUGAUUAUUGGUUUUUUGGUAUUAUCACUGCAUCACAACAGUUGAUAUCAAGAAUUUCAAGAGCAAAGUCCGCAUAUGGCUGGAGAGAAUUACGUUAUACUGUUGUCAAUGGUGAACCGAAAAAUAGAGAUCUAACUGAAAUCAUUAAAUCAGGUGAUGAAAUAACAUUAAUAUUGAAUUGUGACAAUCGACUAAUUCAGCUUCAACAUCAUCGCACAAAUACAUUAGUUGAAAUAUCGAUUGAUCUCGAACAGUGUCCAUUUCCAUGGAAAUUCGUCAUUGGGUUAGAUUCUAUAAAUGAUGGCAUAAAAAUUGUUCGUUAG